GGUUAGAUGAUUCUAAGUGAACAGGUUGUCACUAAAUAAUAUUUUGUCACUAAAUUUUUUUGACAAAUUCAUAUCGUCUGGUUGUUUAAGAAUAAUCUGUUUUGAAUGGAUGAUCAUACAGCAAACCGACUCCAAGAGGAAUUAUUCUUGACUGUCGGGAAUAAUGACACAGUCGCAGCAGAAAGAAUUUUACAAGAGUUUGUGUCAUCAGAGGACAGCUACAGUGAACGACAGCUGAUAAGUAUAGAGCACUGUCAAGCAGCUCUAAGAAAGAAAUGUCUACCAAUGGUAAAAUUAUUGCUAUCCAGAGAUGCAAGCGAUUUUCUUUUCAACUACUUUCAUGAACAACUGAUGAGGGCUGCAGUAAAAUCUGAUUUCAUGGAGGGUGUCCAAUUCCUCCACUCUAAAGGAGUGCCUCUUUAUUAUUCAAAAUCUCGAGCAACUAACAACUGGAGCGUCUUCAUUGACUGCAUCAAAAACAAUAAGCCCGAGGUCUUAAAAUAUCUUCUUGACCUGAAAUAUUCAGAUACAAAACCUAACACAGAGGAGACAUUAUUUAUGUUAUCUAGCGAGAAACCAAUGGAGGAAAGUUUGGUGUAUUUAUUGAACAGUGAACUAAUAAAAACUUUUAUUGAACAGUCCAUGACACGUCUACAUGAUACUGAUGAAAGGACGCGGGACAUUGUUCUUGAGUGUGUCAAAUUAAUGGUGGAAGCAGGGUCUCACCUUAAUCUGGAAGACAGUAAUGGUAAAACCCCUGUCCAACUGGCAGCUGAACAUGGUAUGGUAACAACGGUAACUUAUUUGGCACAAAAAGGGGCUAGUCUCGACAUUAAACAACAUCAUACUAACCUUCUUCAUUGUCUUGCAAAGAGUAAAGCAAAGUUAGAAUCGGAUUCAUAUGAUGAAUGUCUUCAACUAUUAAUGAGGAAAGGUGUGGAUAUAAAUCAACUCAAUUCAUCUAACGAAACCCCACUGUCUUUAGCAGUUGUAAAUCUUAAUGAAGGAAUGGUGAAGUCCUUAAUUACUGCACAUUGUGAUGUCAAUAUGAAGGUAGGUGCGGACUUCCAACCCAUCUUAUCAACAGCAAUCGAAAAUAUAACUAUUGCUGACAUACUGAUUGACGCUGGCUGUGACAUAAACAUCACAGAUAAAAACGGCGUUACACCUUUAAUGGAAUGCUUGAAAUACGGAAAGCACCGCUUAGCUACACUACUUAUAAAUUGCUACAUGGCAAAUGUGAACGCUCAAGAUAACCAAGGAAGGUGUGUCUUGGAAUAUCCAUUUGAUUCGGUCUGUUAUGGCCUAUUGUCAUCAGUAGUUGUUCAUACGUUGAUAGAGGCCGGGGCUGAUAUUCACAAAAGGGGUGGUAUUCUGUUGAACAAAGCAGUUGGUCGUGGAGAUAAAAGAACGACAGUUUUACUUAUUGACAACGGCAUCGAUAUCAAGACGGAAGAUAACAUUGGAGAUAAACCCAUUGCGCUUGCCGCCGGAAACAAUGACAGAGAAUUGGUGACAUUGCUGAUAUCAAAGGAUUGUGAUAUAAAUCACCAAAACCACCAAGGAGAGACAGCCUUACACAAAUCUGCUUCACAUGGAUUUAGAGAUUUGAAUCGGCUUGAAGCCCGAUCAGGAAUUGAGCUGAUGCUGAAGAUUACGCCUGAUGUUAAUAAAUGGGAAAAAAUACAAACUCUCUUUAAUCGUAGUGACGGGCGAUUAGUUACAGAGAUCUUGUUGAAGUCUGGGGCUAAUGUUAAUCUGUGCGAUAAUAAUGGAAGGACGGCGUUGAUGCAAGCAGCAUUAACGUGUAACAGAUCUGUUUUACAAUGUUUACUGGAGGCUGGAGCUGAUGUUAAUAAAAUGGAUAGAGAUGGAAACUCUGUCUUACAUAACGUUAUGCUAGGUAAUAGAAUUUAUUAUCAUCAAGGUCGCGGUCGGGCAUGGGUCAACUGUCUAAAAUUACUUUUGAUCAAUAACUGUCACCGGUCUCUGGAUACUCGAAAUACAGAUGGAGAAACAUUAUUUGAAUCGUUAGUAUACAAAAAGGAAAUAGAUAUUUUAUGGUAUCUCGUUACAGAAAACUGUUCACUUACAGAUCCGGCUGUAUUUGUGUUCCAAAUGAAAUGUCAAUUUUCCGAUACAUUGAUGCUUUCCAAAAUUCUUUUCGAAAGUGGUGCAUCAAAGCCUUUAUUAGAGUAUUUAUUUCGGGGAUCGAGUUCAGAUGACCUCGUGCCGGGAAGAUCAGACGUUAUCAAACAACAACUGAAUGACUUCCGUGAUUUUUGUAAAUCGAGAAGUUUGGAGUCAAGAUGUAGAAGAGAAAUCAGGAAGUGUAUCGGAUCAUCAAUCAGACGUAAAAUAACUCAAGUUGGUUUACUAAAACACCUAGAAGAUUAUGUCAUCAUGAAGGAUUUGAUACCCGAGGAAUAUUUUACUCUUGUGAUAAACGAUGAAGAUGACGAUGAUCAAAAUGAUCCCCAUGAUCUUUUACGCAAACAUCUAAACGAUAGAGGCAUUUAUUUAGACUGAGCGUAUAAUCGUAUUUAUUUUAUUUUAUUUUGUUGUAUGUUAACUAGAUAAUCACAGCUAUAGGCUACAAUCUACUGGAUAACCAUAGCUUUUAUUGCCAACUGAAUACGUAGUAGCUAUUAGCACACUUUCCGAGGUGUAGCGGUGAAGAUCAGACUGUCCUGAUCUUCACCGAUACACCGAGGAAAGGAGCUAAUAAGUCACUUACAUCACAUGUCUAUCGACUAUUGUGAAGUGAAUUGUGAAAAAUUGUAUUUAUUAUCGAGUCGUGUCAAGCGAAAUGUGACAAAUACUUUCUGUUCUUUCAUUUAUCCUUUUCUGUGCCUCACGUUACAUUUCGUGGUAGACUGAUUUCGCAGUGGAGAAACGACCUGAGUAGUAUUUACACGUGCGUUUUGCUGCGUUACCCUGAGCGUAAAAUAGUCCGGUUUAUUUUUUAGACUGCACUCCGUAUUGAACGACGAAGUUGUUUUGACGAAGCCGGUGAACAUAGAGCCAACCACAUCGUCAAAACAACUGGUCCCUGGCGUAGAUGACUGCAAUUAUAUUAAACGUAAUGUAAAGGACACUGCACAACGUGGUUCAAUCAUGAUGAAGUGUGCAUCGGCGGAUGGUUCGUCAGUUGAAAUUUAUUUGUAUUAAAAUUUAUGACUUUCUAGGCGUUUAGUGUUUGUUUGUCGGAAAUGAACAGUAGUCUUUCUGGAAAGCGUACUGUUCAUUUCUGAUACACGGAUACUUUUAUGCCUGUAUUGGAAAUAGAUAGGACAGUUUUAUCAAAGUUUGCCACUGGCAACGAGGUAGAAGUGGGAUGUAAUCGUUAACAUUUACCGUAUGCUGUAUUGUAGUAUGCUGUCCGAAAGCGGACAUAUGUAAUGCGAACUGUUCGAGUUAUUGUCCUUGCCUAGGAAAUCCUGUAAUCAUGUUGCAGUUGAAUCAUUAGCGUAGAUUUAAAAGCAAUCCAUAAGUAUUAUGUUGUACAAGUUUUCAUUCAAUUUCGUAGUUGCUGUAUUUAUACUUCUAAUAAAUAAAUACCGAAAAUGUAA
Patella vulgata (common limpet) is the source of this 3572-nucleotide messenger RNA. Its product is annotated as serine/threonine-protein phosphatase 6 regulatory ankyrin repeat subunit A-like. Gene Ontology annotation, cellular component: ciliary inversin compartment. Gene Ontology annotation, biological process: protein localization to ciliary inversin compartment. NCBI's taxonomy places the organism in Eukaryota, Metazoa, Mollusca, Gastropoda, Patellidae. Gene Ontology annotation, molecular function: protein binding. Bases 106 to 2529 code for a protein of 807 amino acids. The transcript is spliced from 2 exons. The record is from RefSeq and is a predicted model, not a curated record.